ACUUUAUUUCUUUAUAUAAUCAUGGCUGCAAGUUUUAAGUGUAGAAGGUAAACAAAGAAAUAAUCUACAUGUUUAUCAAAGUUUUAUUCGUAUGAAAUAAUUUAAUAGUAUCCAGAUUUCAUAGAAAAAUACAUCUUUAUCAAUAACAUAACGUAAGUUCAAAAGGUAUAAUGGAAACCACAUGGAAGGUUUUGAUGCAAUUUAUUAUGAAGAAGAAAUUGAAAAUAAUGAAGAAACUGAACCUGCAGAUGUGUCUUUGGUUCCUGAUCCAGUAAUUAUAAGAGGAGCUGGAAAUAUGACAGUAUUUGGAUUAAGUAAUCGGUUUAGUACAGAAUUUCCUAGUGGUUUGGUAUCAAGGGUGGCUCCAGAAGAAUUUAAAGAAACAGUAAUGAGGAUAAAUGGGAUUUUAAAAAAGACUUUACCAGUAAAUGUAAAAUGGUUAUUUUGUGGAUGUUUAUGCUGCUGCUGUACUCUGGGUUGCUCCCUUUGGCCAGUUAUAUGUCUUAGUAAAAGAACUCAACAUUCCUUAAAUAAACUGUUAGAAUGGGAAAAUAGUUAUUUAUAUAAUAAACUUGGUUUACAUUGGAGAUUAAGUAAGCAACAGUGUGAUUCGUCUUCUAUGAUGGAGUAUGUAAUUUUAAUUGAAUUUUUGCCUAAAGUUCCAAUUUACCGACCCGAUUAGCAGAGAUAUAGUGUCAAUUAACCGAAUCUCGUUGAUUUUGUAAAUAUGAUGCAUGUGAUAAUAGACAUACUGUAUUUUUCAUAAUCUUCAUGUUUCCAUUAAUGUAACAUUCUAUUUUGUUAGUACUGCACAUGUUAUAUAGCAUUUAGUUAUUGUUAAAACUGCGUAACUCAAGUUUUACUUCGAACCUUUCUACUAGUUUAUUAAAAAAUACUUUUGAGUCUGCCCAUCAGAACUGAUGCAUAUCAUAAAGGUAAUAAUUUUUUCAUAUUGUUUAAUCUAAAUUCUGUAGUAAUUCUAAAGCUUGAUUUAAACUAAAUUCAAGAUAUAAGUAAAACAUAAUUUUAAAUCUUCCUCUUCUAGUUUAUAGCAACUAAAUUUAUUUAAGGAUGAGUUGAUGUUGACUUGCUGCAUAUGUAACAUAAGUAUUAAGUUUUGUCAGAUGCGGUUAUAUUUAGUACUUACUAAAAGGAAUUAAUUACGUAUAUAAAGAUAUGCAAUUAAUAUACUAAUUUAAACUAUGGCGCAACAAAGCAAGUUUAUGGUUCCUGUUAAGAAUGUUCUUUUAUUUAACUGCUAACUCCUUGUGAUGUCCAAAAAGUUAAGACUUUAAAAUAAUUAAGUUCAUUUGGAAAUUGUUAUUAGAAUUUGCAUUAUUGUAAAUAAAAUAGAAUAAAAGUUGUUUUAUAAACUUUUUACAUUACAUAUUUAAUUAGAUAUAUUUAAGGUCAAUAUAGGGUAAUCAAGUAUCCUGUAUGUUUUUACUUACUUCUAGGUAUUUUCUGUUAGCCAAGUAUAUAGUAUCUUGAAAUACUCUUAUUAAAUUUGUAGAAAUCAUACUAUUUCCAUCUAGCUAGUUUUUAAAUACAUAAUUUUAUUAUCCAA
Sitophilus oryzae (rice weevil) is the source of this 1567-nucleotide messenger RNA. RefSeq names its product cysteine-rich hydrophobic domain-containing protein 2. Bases 182 to 682 code for a protein of 166 amino acids. The transcript is spliced from 4 exons. NCBI's taxonomy places the organism in Eukaryota, Metazoa, Arthropoda, Insecta, Coleoptera, Curculionidae. The record is from RefSeq and is a predicted model, not a curated record.